GGCUUCGUCAUCGCGAGCUAUGAUUGGUGGAACGUCGCAGUUGGAGCUCAUGGAGAAAAUAUGAUGAGGUCAUCUACUGCUACUUCCUCGUCGAGUUGCACGAGUAAGGAGGUUUUACCUGCUGUGGAACAAAAACAACCAAGUUCGUCUUCCUCAAGCUCCUCAACAGCAUCAACACUACCACUAGGAGACAAUAGUACGAUAGCCAUGUUCAGUGCGUUAACGCGGCGUCGCUUGUUGAAGAAAGAUGUCGAACACCUAGGACCUGUCGCGGAUUAUUUGGCUGCUAUCGCAGAUACAGGUACUUCUACAAGUUCGACGAAUUCAAUUUCCACCACCUCCAAUUCUCCUUCCGAUAGUUCAUCUAGUGCAAAGGAUCGCGCUGUAGGAGUCACGCUAGUGGAUUCUAAAAAGGGAGGUGAACAAGAUCUCGCAACUACAGCAUCUAGCAACGCAUCAAGGCAGCUACUGCAUCGAACGCCCCUACUUUUGACUGCGAUGGUACAGCAUUUACGGAGCAAAAGUGUGAAGACGAACAAGAAAGGCAGGAUUGCAGGGACUCUACCAGUCGUUUGUGAAGAUCCUGGGACUCAAGAGCAACUUCUAUACUGUCAAAAUUUCGGCUACAACCUAGGGACAGUUGCAAAAUUGUAUCAGCAAAAAGCAGAAGAUCAUGAGGGUCAGCUACAAGAAAAGCAGGCAACCGAACAACAACAUGGGGAACAACGGCAAGGAGAACAAGUAGGAGCUGACCCACUUUGCCAACAAGACGGAGGUCCUUCGUCGCGCUGCGGAGUUCCUGGUGCAAGUACCAUUAGUAGUACUAGUUCUACUAAAGGUACUCUCAGCGGUACAUUUAGCAUCGCCAGAGGACAUCAGAUUUAUUGUACAGAAAGGGCGUCCUGGUUCGGCGCGUGCUUGCUAGCCGGCCUUUACGAAACGGAGUUACAAAGCGCAGCAAAAGUGGCCAAAUUUCAAAAGCAUAUGGUUGAUCAUUCAUGUACUCCUACUCCACCUACUAAGAAGAUAAGAAAAGUUGACAAAAACGUUGACCAUGACCCCACCUCGUCCUUGUCGUCCUCCUCCCACCCGUCGUCCACCCUGGAAUCUGUUAUAGCAGUCCAGUGUUGUAGAGCCUUAGAAGAAAUCCCAAUGUGGGUUUCAGCUUCUGAGUGGAAUUUAAGAGGCGUAGAUGCGAUAUUUGCUAAAUGUCCAUGAGAAUACCGUCUUCUUUCGCAUCCAACUGAAAACUACAAGAAGAGCAUAUCCUGCGGCCUUGACACAAGACAUGUUGAUCAAUCCCCUUCCACCUCACAAGUUGUAGACGCUCAUCACAUAUUCAUCAUCGCUCCCACUUCUUGUUCUUGCGCAUUAAUGUUGAUCCUUGAAUCAUCAGCUCAACCCCGAGAAUGGGUACAUCAAUCAAUCAAUCAAUCAAUCAAUCAAUCAAGCUCCACACUGUAUGCACGCCCACAUCACUGUCAGCACCACGCAUGGAAC
Messenger RNA from Amoebophrya sp. A25, 1500 nucleotides. The record is from the annotation of a GenBank genome assembly. Lineage: Eukaryota; Dinophyceae; Syndiniales; Amoebophryaceae.